Aspergillus udagawae is the source of this 249-nucleotide messenger RNA. RefSeq lists its product as uncharacterized. The transcript is spliced from 2 exons. The record is from RefSeq and is a predicted model, not a curated record. The coding region runs from base 1 to 249 and encodes 82 amino acids. Lineage: Eukaryota; Fungi; Ascomycota; Eurotiomycetes; Eurotiales; Aspergillaceae.
AUGCCAUGUCACCGAUUUUGGAUUUGCCAAAUUGCAACUAUCCUGAAGGAGAUCCGCCUCUGUGGGCAGUUCACACUCUGGGAUCCGUACCUGCCCGGAAAGGGCGACUGCUUCACCUUCCAAGAUCCACGGCGGGCCGGCCAUCUGAUUCUCGAUGACACUGAGUCGUGGCCCAUGUCCAUGAUCGAUGCACUCGACAUGCGGGAAAAGUCUCGCCAGGAACACACGCGCGCGCAGCAGGAGGAAUAA